Messenger RNA from Nicrophorus vespilloides, 2534 nucleotides. RefSeq names its product sodium/hydrogen exchanger 7 (gene Nhe3). The transcript has 13 exons. Gene Ontology annotation, molecular function: sodium:proton antiporter activity. The record is from RefSeq and is a predicted model, not a curated record. The coding region runs from base 433 to 2313 and encodes 626 amino acids. Lineage: Eukaryota; Metazoa; Arthropoda; Insecta; Coleoptera; Silphidae. Gene Ontology annotation, cellular component: recycling endosome; membrane. Gene Ontology annotation, biological process: sodium ion transport; regulation of pH; proton transmembrane transport.
UUGUACACAGAAAUAGUUAUCUAAUUGGAAUUUAAGCAAAUAAAUAAAAUCCAAGAAUUGGACGCAACGCACGGCGUCACAACAAGUGACCCAUACGGUUUUAUCGGCAUCAGACAAGAUCACAACAUAUUAAUCAAUUAUUUCAGUUACAGAAGCAGUCGUACUGAGGUUGCGUUCCUAAUUUUAUUGUAUUGCGAUCAAUUCCGUAACCGUGUACCUUCUCUUUUUCCUGAAAUUAUUGCCAACCCUGUCAACUGUCACCUUUAAUAUUUUAACCAACCUUGAGCCGCUUUAUGCAAACCUAUGCAAUCCAGUAUUUAUCAGUACAGUGUUUAUAUUUGCGGUUUGAAUUUAAACCGUUAUCAAAAUAAGUUAAAUUCUGUGCGACGUACGAAUCUGUAAUUUAUUUGUUGACAAUUACUAAGAGAAAAGAUGUGGAGCUCUUUACUUGGAUUUUUUGGAGUAUUGCUAUUAAGAGAAUGCUCUGGUGCUGAUUCAGAUAUAGAGUUGGAUGCUAGAGCACAAACAACUCACCGGUUGGAUACACUAAAUUUGCUAUUAUAUACCCUCCUUCUGAUACUGACUGUCCUCACAGUUUGGUUGUUCAAACAUAGGAGAGUCAGCUUUUUACAUGAAACUGGUUUGGCUGUUAUAUAUGGAUUGAUUGUGGGUGCAAUAAUAAGGUAUGCAGGCAGCAGUGAUCCUGUCCUACGAAUGUCAGUGGUGUCCAAUGAUGCAAAAUACAAUUCAAGUUUACCACCAGAUGCCUUAUCACUACAUUUUCCAUUUAAGUAUCACAGCAAGAAUAAAACAUAUGAGUAUAUGUUCCGUGGAGAGAUCAGGGACGUGAGAGAUAAUGAAAUUGACUUUAAAGCAACUUUUGAUCCUGAAAUCUUUUUUAACAUUAUCUUGCCACCAAUAAUUUUCCAUGCUGGAUAUUCAUUGAAAAGGAAAUAUUUUUUCCGUAACUUGGGUGCAAUACUAACAUUCGCCAUUAUUGGUACAACAGUGUCUUCAUUUGUAGUUGGGGCCUUAAUGUAUGGUUGUGUUCAAUUAAUGCCUUCUCACAUGGCGAACAGUAUUACAUUCUUAGACACUCUAUACUUUGGGGCACUUAUUUCUUCCACAGAUCCACUUACGGUGCUAGCGAUCUUUAGUGAUCUUCGCGUGGAUGUUAAUUUGUAUGCAUUGGUUUUUGGUGAAAGCGUUUUAAACGACGCUGUUGCUCUUGUUCUUAGUGGAUCCAUUCAGAACUAUGCCGAAAAGUAUCAAUCAGGAACUGGCACAUUUGAAACAGUAGCAUUUUUCAAAGCCGUGUGGAACUUUUUCGCUAUAUUUAUGCUGUCUCUACUUAUUGGCGCUGUCAUGGGAAUGAUUACUGCAUUAAUGACGAAAUUCACCAGAAUACGAGACUUUCCUUUGCUCGAGUCAGCUUUAUUUGUUCUGAUGUCUUACAGCACGUUUUUAAUUGCUGAAGCAACGGAACUUACAGGCGUCGUGACUGUUCUGUUUUGCGGAAUCUGCCAAGCACAUUAUACUUACAACAAUCUAUCUGAUGAGUCAAGAAAUCGAACUAAACAAAUGUUCGAACUGCUGAAUUUCCUCGCUGAGAACUUCAUAUUUUCUUACAUCGGUGUGUCGAUGUUCACAUUUCCUAAGCACCACUUUGAUGUGCUUUUCAUAGUAGCUGGAUUCACUUGCGCUGCUAUUGGACGAGCCGUGAAUAUCUAUCCAUUGUCUUGGUUGAUGAACUUCUGGCGUUCCCCAAAGAUACCAACCAACUUUCAGCACAUGCUCUUCUUUGCAGGUCUUCGCGGUGCUAUGUCGUUUGCUUUAGCAAUUAGGAACACCGUAUCCGAAGCCAGACAGGCUAUGCUUACGACUACUUCUCUCAUUGUGAUAAUAACUGUAAUUAUACAAGGCGGUUCGGCUUUGAAUCUCCUCUACUGGUUCAAAAUACCAGUUGGAGUGGACGAGGAACCGGAUACUCGACGAAAUGACGGCACUGUUGACUGGCCGAACUCGCCAUAUGACAAGGCUAUUUUAGCACGUUGGUGGUCAUCUUUUGAUACUAAUUAUAUGAAGCCGUUGCUUACCCACUCUCGUCCAACAUUGUUAGAAACUUUACCAGUCUGCUGCAACGGGAUUGCCCGACUUUUAACGACGACCGAGCAAAUGACUCAGGAAAAUGCUAAUGGAAAUCUAGGCGAUUCCGAUUCAGACAUUUGUAUCGUAGAUAAUGAUACAUAUCAGAGAGACAACUCCUCAUCUGUAACGCCGUCAAUCCAAGCAAUCAGUGGCCAUCAAGUAUAGGUAUAUACUUACCGUGAAAUGGCCACAAUUUCAUAAGAGGUUCGCUGGCUGUGAUUGUUCAUAUGUUAUGUACUUAAUUAUAUUUAUUAUUACGUUCAAUAAUAAUGUUUUUAUUGCGUCUUCGAUGAAAAUCGCGUGCGACAUCCGAGGGCGCACGAAUUGAUCACGAAUGCACACCGAUUACGUUUAUUACUUGAAUUACAUGAAAGCUUUUGAUCUUA